AUGCAUGAACUGCAGAGGCACAUCGAACUCGAUGGACGCUGCGUUUGCUUUCUUUUUAAUCCUUUAUACGACAGGUUCGGCGAGAAUACGAAGGAAAGGACCAUCCAGGCAUGCACAGGAGCAAUUGAAAGUAUGUUGUUAGCAGGUGUCACUUCGAGAGCCGUGAUGUCGGUUGUUCCGGCCAAAUGCAAUCUUGUGUCAGCAAGCUCGGCCCCGGGCCAACCAUCCUUCGACCCUGUUAUCGCGUUUGCGAUUGAGGACCUUCAGUUCGGCUCUCCGAACCACGGCAACCCUAGUCACAUCUCUAGUUACGGCGUCCUUCCGAUCGCAAGUCUUUGCCCAAUAUUCAUUUCCCUCAAUCUGAGCUGUUUGGCGAUCGGUAUCAAGGAAAACUAUAGAAAAGACGCUCGAGUCUAUUUCUUGUUUGCCGGUAUAACUACGUCAUCGUUCGGAAGCGCGAAGAAGCUUAAGCUUCUCUCAAACUUGCAGGACUACUGUGCCCGUUGGAACUGGGUUUUCUCAAGGCACUCCGACAUUCACGAUGAGGACCAGCUUGCAGCCCAGUUCACCGGAUUCCUGCUUCAGUUUUUGGAGGUCUUUAUUGAACUCAAGGGAAAGAACUUUUAUCUAUCGGGAGAAUCGUAUGGUGCGGCGUGGUGCAACAACAUUCAAAGUCCACACAUCUUUUCUUUUUCUAACAUUAACCCAGCCGGAUUCUACGUUCCGUAUAUUGCGAACUACUUGUAUGAAAACCCUGGAUUGGUCCCCCUUAAUACGAAGGGGAUCUGGAUCACUGACCCUUCCGUCUCAUGGGACAUUCCUGCCUACAACUUAAUUCGCUAAUAAUGGGGGACGUUUUCGCCCUCAAUACAUGAACGCUCAAGGCCAAAUCGGAUUCCUGCGGCUUCACAAACUAUGCGGCAACCUACGCCACAUACCCGCCUCCACCGGGACCGCUUCCUGUGCCUUCGCAAGCAUACGUACCAGGAACCAUACCAAAUUACGGGGAACAUUACCGAUGGAUGUUUGUUAUGGGAUGAUAUUGCGAAUGCCACUCUGAUGGUGAAUCCGAAUUUUAAUGUUUAUCGGAUCUUGGAUGUAUGUAUGGCCUUGUUCUGGGCUUGUUCUCGGAUUUCCGGGAUCUUUCACCAAUUAUCAAGCAAGUUUUAAUCAAGGGGCUCAAAAGCGAAUAGGUGGCUAAUGUGCUUUUGACUAGUCCCCUGUUUACUUUGCUCGAAGGGAUGUCCAG
This is a messenger RNA of Cantharellus anzutake, 1249 nucleotides long. RefSeq lists its product as uncharacterized. The coding region runs from base 1 to 843 and encodes 280 amino acids. The transcript is spliced from 5 exons. Gene Ontology annotation, molecular function: serine-type carboxypeptidase activity. NCBI's taxonomy places the organism in Eukaryota, Fungi, Basidiomycota, Agaricomycetes, Cantharellales, Hydnaceae. The record is from RefSeq and is a predicted model, not a curated record. Gene Ontology annotation, biological process: proteolysis.